AUGGCCACCACAGACACGGACGAAACGCAGGACGGACUAUCCAGACUCUCGCUGGAGGAUGCCGAGAUAUUGAGCCCUCAACAGAUGUUGAACGAGUUCGAGGUCGUCCAUAUUUGCGCUCCAAUGGUCCGAUAUUCUAAGUUACCAUUUCGACAGCUCGUCUCCGAGUACGAGACCCACAUCACUUUCACCCCGAUGAUCCUUCAUCGAGUUGCCAAACGCAAGGGAAUUUCUAGGUACGUAGACGGGAUCGAUAUCAACUGCGGAUGUCCGCAACAAUGGGCAUGCAAAGAAGGCAUUGGCUCGGCCCUCCUGCGCAAGCCUGACUUGGUCCGUGAGUUGGUCCGUUUUAUCAAAGUCUCGUGUGGCCAAGAUUUCCCAGUAUCGAUCAAGAUUCGAAUAGAUGACGACUUGAGAAACACUUCUCAACUGAUCAAAACUGCGAUCCAAGCCAAUGUUUCGAUGAUCACGGUGCAUGGUGAGUACCCAAGAUUGCCUAAGCAAAGAAAAGCAGGAAAAGAGAUGAGGCUUAAAGGGGUGAAUGAUGGUAGGACAGUCCCGGUGGUUGCGAAAGGGGACAUCUUCUCCUUGGAUGAUGCGAGGAAGAUCCGUGAGAUGUGUGAGGUGCAUGGGGUGAUGAGUGCGCGAGGAUUGCAGGAAAAUACGGCCCUGUUUGCUGGGUAUGAUCGGAUCCCUCUUGCAGGUAUCCAACGUUUUCUGAGUCUGUCGGCCCAAAAUGGAUUCAUGUUCCCGCUGUUCCAUCGGCAUUUAGCUGACAUGUUAGGCCCAUGGUUCUCGAGUCAAGAAGAAAAGAAGUUCUUCAACAUGUUAUCGAGUCCUCCUUUUGUCAUCGAUUUCUUAGAGGAAACUUAUAAUAUUCAACCUCCACCAUUACCUGAAAUUAUCUUUUGA
Puccinia graminis f. sp. tritici CRL 75-36-700-3 is the source of this 912-nucleotide messenger RNA. RefSeq lists its product as uncharacterized. The transcript is spliced from 9 exons. Lineage: Eukaryota; Fungi; Basidiomycota; Pucciniomycetes; Pucciniales; Pucciniaceae. Gene Ontology annotation, molecular function: tRNA dihydrouridine synthase activity; flavin adenine dinucleotide binding. The record is from RefSeq and is a predicted model, not a curated record. The coding region runs from base 1 to 912 and encodes 303 amino acids. Gene Ontology annotation, biological process: tRNA processing.